UAAGAUAGGCUUGGUUUUGUUCUUGCCGAUCCACUCCAAUAUAAAGGAGGGAUGAUGAGCGCUCCUUGGCGCAGAGACAAUUCACUGCCGCUUCAUGACCCUAGACAUUUCUAUUAUUUCUUCUUGAACUUAUAAUUCAACUCUUACUAUGUCAUUGAUGGUGAUUCUCUCCGCUUUUCUCUGGCUUGCCCUCGGACGCAUGGUGGGUGCGCAUGUGGCGGCGUGGCAUAAAGGUGCGUGACUUGUCCAACAAAAAUAUUGUUUCUAAAGAUGAACGCGUUGCUGCAGGAAUGUACUGUUUAAAUGGCACGGUGGCGGGUGUCGAUAACCAAAACACCGCUGACGCCGUUCAGCCUUUGUACGAGCUAACGCAAGACCAGUGGUGGUUUCAUCACUACAACGGGUGCGACGAAUUCCCCCCCGACGAAGGCGACUUUUUAGAACUCCCCGCGAAUGGCCAAUUCACCGUCGAACUUGCAGUAAAUCGCGCUUUUACCACCUUAUCUUACAACGGCGCGGGUAUAAACGUCUUUGGAGACGGAGAAGCUCACCCAGAAUUCUACCUGCCACGAACGGAAUGCAUCUACCAACCCAACAUCCACACGCAGAACCAAUCAAUGGCCGCAGGAACAGCCUUCGCGAUAUCCUAUAACUCAGACAUGGCCGAUGUAACUCCAGAAAAUCUUGUUGUUUUCACCGUCUUGCAGAAUACUCCUUGGAAACGAGUGGCUACUUACAAGGUCCCAAAUCUACCAGCGUGCCCAUCCGGCGGCUGUAUAUGUGCCUGGGGGUGGGUACCGAACGGUUGUGGAACACCCAACAUGUAUAUGCAAGGCUUUAGAUGUAAGGUGACCGGUAAUACAGGUAGCGCCGCGGUAGCAACGGCGAAACCUCCGGUGUGGUGCGAAGGCCGACCAUCAAGUUGCGUAUCGGGCGCCAAGCAGAUGAUUUAUUGGCACCAGCUCGACGGAAACAACAUUGAAGUCAGCGGUUACGACAGCGCGGGCAGUCCAAAGAGUCCUGCUUAUAGCACAAAAUUAGGCUGGCAACCCGGUGCCCAGACAGAUAUAUUCUCAACCGCCAGCACUGCAAGUGAGUCCAGUGGGGCUCUCAGUGUCUUCGACAUCCUCCGCAAAGCCAUUCACUACAUCUGUAUAUUGUACUUCUUCCCUAUCGUUAUGUAUUGAUUUUUUCACUCUCAUUGGACGCUUUAUAUAGAUGGAGUCAUUUUAUAUAUAUUACAUUAUAGUUUUAC
This is a messenger RNA of Guyanagaster necrorhizus, 1255 nucleotides long. RefSeq lists its product as uncharacterized. Bases 213 to 1187 code for a protein of 324 amino acids. The record is from RefSeq and is a predicted model, not a curated record. The transcript is spliced from 12 exons. NCBI's taxonomy places the organism in Eukaryota, Fungi, Basidiomycota, Agaricomycetes, Agaricales, Physalacriaceae.